Molecule: messenger RNA, 462 nt
Organism: Colletotrichum fioriniae
Lineage: Eukaryota; Fungi; Ascomycota; Sordariomycetes; Glomerellales; Glomerellaceae
Source: RefSeq, a predicted model, not a curated record
AUGAGCGAUUCGAAUGGACAAGGUAGUGGCGAUUUUGAUGCGAUGGACCAAAGUGGCGAUGAUGCUGAUGGGUCCGUUGCUGUAAGAUCCUCACAGCCAUCUGCAGCCCAGCAUGAAACUAAUGGGUUGCAGGAGGUACGCCACGUAUCUGCACCGGUCUUGAAGCUGAAGGCCGCCACACCGGGCCAGGAGACUCGUGCUUCCCCAAUGACCAUCAUCGUAACCAGGGACUUGAUCAAUGACAAGCUGCCGACACCCGGCUUGACCAGCACUCCUGCUUCUCGCCACAAGGAAAACGUGCCUGAGGAAUCUCACGGUCCGGUUGCAAUCAAACCAACGAAGUCAACAUCUCCUCUCAAGGAGGUCACGCAGUCUAAUUCAGCGGCACCCUCGCUCGCUCGCGAUCCCCAGCAGUCCAACAUCCAUCGUGAGAACGGCGUCAGCGCAAGCUGGCAUGUGUAA